CUCAAUCUCGCAUGCGCAGACGAAUUAACAUGAAGUACACGGAGAAAAGUGUGCUGGACGCUGAAUGGUUACGGUUACUUCAAGUUUAAUUUAACCCCAAAUGAAGUCUGUGAGUUACUAAUUUUAGGAGCUGAUAGUGAUUCACGGGGAAACCGGUAAGUCUUUUAACCGCUAAUCGCCCUCCGUGAGGCGGGUCGAAUAUUUUACUUACUUAGGCGGUCUCCGCAAGUCGAGGAAGAGCCUUAAGUACGCGGAGAGAUAGAUAGAUAGAGAGAGGGAGAGAAAAGACAGAGAUAUUCAGUGACGAACAGGGUGGUCUUGUUUGUUGCAUAGCAACCAGUGUUAUGGAGUGGCUAUAUUAGUAUAACAAGUCAUCUCGUUGAACACGACAAAUAAACGGAGAGAAAGACAAGGAACGGAUAUUUUCACCUCUCGCCUUUCCCUCAACGACGACACUCACGACAACGGCAUAAUUAACGUGCGAGCAAAACUGAACGGGAACGUGCUGGGAGUUUUUGUAAUGAGGUCUUCUCAACAAGGAACAUGUGUUGAGCCAACGAGCACAAAAUUACUCAAGUAGAGAAAGAGAGACAGCGAGCACUGAAAUUGGGGUUUACAAUCUCCAACACUAAACGUACGAGUUCGAUAACGCCGGCUCUCUCUUUCUCUACCUGUCGAUUCCACACUUCACUGUGUAAUGAGGAAUUAUUGAAUAGAGGCAUUACACGAAGAUAAACCCUCCCCGAUUAUAACACAAGGAUUGCAUCGGAUUAAUGGGCCUGAGCCGCGAAGCCCAGAACACACACACGUAGCGGGAGGGCCGACCAACACAAAGAAAGGUUAUACUAAUUUAUAGCGUUGUCGCGGCGCGUUACAUUUAGGAGCAGGGGCGACCCGUGUUUCGAAGUUCAGCUGCCGUUAAGUCCGAGGGGGAAUAUAUUGACACAGCGUGGCUUAAAGGGGACCAGACAGAGGUCGGGGGACGAGAGAACCAGCGAAGAGGGAGAAAGACAGAGAGCGAGGGACUCAAGGAUCACAGCGCACAGAGUUUCGCCGUGGAUACGACGACAGGCGAAUUGUAGAAGAUAGAUUGCCUGAGUUUUAUCUGUAUGUUCACUUAUGAAAAUCGAGGUGUGUGUUUUCAAAGAAAGUUAAAUUGGCUAUCCUUGUCCGAACAGUAGAAAGUGUUACGUUGUAGAGGACGCUGUUGUUGAAGAAAAGUUGCACGGCAAAGACAGACGAAGGAAUUACAACGAGAAGAGACAGAGGGAGACUCGUCUUAACCUCUUCACACAGAACGCGAUAAAACUUCGUUUGAGAUCUACGUAAACUAUUUCUCAGCGACGGCGUGUAUUCAACGUGCGCCAAGAGAACGGUGAUUCAACAAACGGACACCGCCGUAAAACAGGUACACAUUAGGAGAGGGGCUUUGUAUGCUGUAAUAUUCAGCAGCUUAAACGGCUCAACUGACCAGCGGCGUCCAGUGUAUGUUUGUGGUGGACAAAGUUUACUCACACAGGAAGUACGUACGGGGAUAUUACAGGCUUAGGCUGUGAUACCUGCAAAACACGUGCCAUAGGGGUCCUACACGUAAUACUCGUGCUGCGGAAUUUCUACGGGUGAUUAUCCGCAGAGCGAAGGGAAUUGUUGUGUAUUUUAUUCUACAAGUUUUAUAUCGAUCUACACGUGUUGGAAGAAGUGAGUGGAUUAGUUUGGUUUUCUACAGAUUUUGUAACGAUCUGCUUAGAUAUAGGAUUUUUCGCGAAAGUCUGUGCCUUCUACACUUAUCGGACGGAGAAGUUUUAUUGCCUAAUUAUCUACGGAAUUUAUAUCUACAGUUGUUAAUUGAGGAGGAUUUGUCGUCCUACUUGGCAUAAAUCGUACGAGUGUUCUGAAAAAUUGGGUUUAUUUUGACUUCGAACUCAAAGAGGUUUAUCAAGAUUUAAAAUUCUGUUGAAUGAGAAAAGUGCCGUGUGUGUAAUAUUGAGGGAAUUUAGAACAAAGGUCUGCCUUUUGGACAAGGAAAGGGAAAAGUUUGUUUUCAUGAUGUACUGCAGAUUUCUGAUAUAAGCACAUAGAAACGGGGCGAAUAGGAUUAAGCUUGCGUAACAGUCUACAGGUGGAGGAAGUUUUAGCGAAUGAAAAAAAGACAAAACGUUAACGAAACGCACACAAUUAAAGGAAACUGAUUAACAAAGAGCGAACUAAAGGAAAGAGUUUUUGUGAGAGAAUCCACUGCAGUUUGAGAGUAUUUAUAUUUAUAUUAUUGUCGAUUUCGUUGCAGUUCGUUAAGUAAAAGAAAACUGAUUUUUACAUCCAGUAAGCGGAUUGUUUCAUCCAUCUGGUAGAUUGAGACAAAAGAUCGGUUUGUCCUUGCCACAGACGACUAAGCGUGGGAAGACAGUUCAUUAAAACUUCAUCUCCUUCAGCAAUAAAUGUGCGGUGAAUAUUUUAUUUUAGAUCCUAGUUCAGUCAGAGCGGACAGUAUCAUAAAAGCACAGCAUUUUUGAUAUCGCCUAAGCCAGGACAAAAAAUUCUUGUUUUAAAUUUGUUUUUAACCUCAGUUCAUCACAAAUCGAUUCUCCACCAACAUGGAAACGUCUCACAGACUUCUAGGGAGCUUAAUCGCCUUUUUGGCGUUCCUUACACUCAGUGGACAUGCUUUUGACAGUGGCUUCUACGCCGACAACGGCGUUUACCAAACGAUAGCCGUGGAUCGAAUGAGACGGAAAGAGCAAAGAGAAAUGCAACAAGAAAUUCUCACUCUUCUGGGACUGCACCAUCGGCCGAAACCGUUAACUCACGGGAGUGCAGAAUCAGCGUCCGCGCCCAAGUUCAUGUUGGAUUUGUAUAACACGCUUAAAGAAGAGGACGGUUCGAUUGAUGAGAAGUUGUUCACGGACGCGUUAAAGGAGAGGCAUUUGAACAGCAGUUUGGGGAAUGUGAAGACCAUUGACGACGCUGACAUGAUCAUGAGCUUUGUGAAUCACGCCGAGACUCAGCGGCCCAUAAUACGCCAUGAGAGAGACAGGCGGUUUUACUUCGACUUCAGCGAGGUGCCACUGGAGGAAACGAUUACCGGAGCCGAGCUGAGGUUGUAUAAAACACCGGUAGAGGGCGCGCUGCCGAAUACCUCGUUUACCAUUCAAGUUUACAGAGUAGAACAGGGACAAGAUCCAGAAGACAAAUUCCUUAGGAUCGAAUCCAACCAAACUGUACUGGCAUCUAUGGACGGAUGGAUCCUCAUGAAUGUCACACAUGCUGCCACCUUGUGGCAAGCUUUUCCAGCAUACAACCUGGGACUAUUUCUUUCUGUCCACAACGAAAAAGGAGAAGAUGUUCACCCUUGGGAAGCUGGGAUAGUUGGAAGAAAGGGAGCAGACGACAAGCAGGCAUUCCUGGUCUCCUUUUUCAAAACGGCACAAGAACUCCACGUUCGUCGCACGAGGGCAGCACGUGCCGCUAAGCGGAAAAACCUCGAAAUCAGUUACCCUGACGAGCCCCUACAGAUGUUUGCGCCACCUUCAUAUAACAUAAAGUCAUGCAAAAGAAAAACACUUUAUGUCAGUUUUAAAGCCCUUGGGUGGCAGGACUGGAUUAUCGCUCCGGACGGAUACUCAGCGUUCUAUUGUGACGGCGAGUGUGCUUUUCCACUGAACGCUCAAAUGAACGCCACAAACCACGCCAUAGUUCAGACUCUAGUUCACCUCAUGGAGCCGGAGAAAAUUCCAAAACCGUGCUGCGCCCCCACCAAACUGACGGCCAUUUCGGUGCUGUACUUUGACGACAACUCGAACGUGAUUUUGAAGAAAUAUCGCAACAUGGUUGUCAAGUCUUGUGGAUGUCAUUAGCAGCGGGACUUUUUUGAAGCAGGAAUAUUUUUUUAAAAAUUGAUCCAUCACCUUCUUGUUUCUAUCAAGAAAUCCCUAUGCCAACUCAAGUUAAAACUGAUGUUUUAUUUAUAGUGUAUGUAUCUUAUAUUGUAAAAGAACUGUAAAUGGCACCUUUUUUAAACACAGUUCGAUGGUACAAAUAUAUGGACUCAGGUUGACUUCAGCAAGUGCAUAGUUUGACAAACAAAAACGUUCUCCAUAUCGCGAGAUCUCGAUGUCACCAUGGCAACGUCGAUUUCACGAGAAUCAUCCGCGGGGUCAAGACUUCAGUCAUGGAAAGGGUUCAACAGGACUUCAGUUUAAGUUUCCAUUAACCUUUAUUUAUGUAAAGACAGAGUCGAAAAUGUAAAUUUUGUAAACAUUUUUCUCGACCGUUUUAAAGAUAACGAAAACAAAUGUUUUAACAAUGUAUAUAAAUAUCCAUGUAUUUUUAUGAAAUAAACUAUAUUUGUGAAUC
This is a messenger RNA of Lingula anatina, 4350 nucleotides long. Its product is annotated as bone morphogenetic protein 7. Gene Ontology annotation, cellular component: extracellular region. The record is from RefSeq and is a predicted model, not a curated record. Gene Ontology annotation, molecular function: cytokine activity; growth factor activity. Lineage: Eukaryota; Metazoa; Brachiopoda; Lingulata; Lingulida; Lingulidae.